GCAUAGGACCAGACGAAUACAAUCGAAUCUCGUCCUGUCAAGAUGCCAAAGCCAUAUGGGAAACACUACAAACAGCUCAUGAAGGAACAACGCAAGUCAAGAAGUCCAAAAUUGAUAACUUGAACAGGCAAUAUGAGCUGUUCAGGAUGGCAGAAGGGGAGACUAUUCAAGAUAUGCACACCAGGUUCACCUCCAUCAUUAAUGAGAUGUACUCCUUGGGAGAGAUAGUUCCUAAUGGAAAGGCAGUAAGGAAACUCUUGAGUGUCCUUCCUGAAACUUGGGAAAGUAAAGUCGAGGCUAUCACUGAAGCCCGCGACCUAGACUCACUGGCCAUGGAUGAGUUGAUUGGUAAUCUCAUCACAUACGAACUCAAGAAAAACCAAGAAAAGGAAAUUGGAGGAAAAAGGAAGGAAAGGAACCUGGUUCUAAAGAAAAAUGCAUCAGAUGAUUUUGAAGAUGAAAAUAUUGCCCUCAUAACCAAAAGGUUCACCAGAAUGCUAAAGAGAGGGCAGACCUUUCAAAAGAAAACUUCUCAAAAACCAUCUGAAAACACUAAAGACCAGGUUUGUCAUAAAUGUGGGAGCCCAGAUCACUUCAUCAAAUUCUGUCCACUUUGGGCUUUAGAGCAGAAAAAGGCAAACUUUGAGAAGGUCAAAGACAUCAAGAAUGAUAAGUACAUUCCCACAAACAGAAGAAUGACCAAUCAAGAAGCGGAUCUUUCAACGAGAAGAGCCUUUGCCGCUAUGGGGGACUUAUCUGAAGAAGAAUUUGAGGAUGGAGGGUUCGAAAAUCAGUCACUACUUGCAAUAGAACAAUCAAAUAAAUAUGAUUUUCUUGCACUCAUUGCUGAAACAGAUUCUGAAGAUGAUGAAGAAGAUGACAAACAAAGCAAGGUAAGUUUUCAUCACAUCAAAGUAAAUAUUGAAUCAUAUUCUAAAAAGGAACUAGAGUCUUUAUUGAGUACUCUUAUAGAUGCAUAUCAGUCUGUCAAUUCUGAAAGAGAACAAGUGAUGGAAAACUAUGCAUCUUUAAGAGAAGUCAAUGACAAUCUUGAGAAACACAAUCACUUUCUUCAAAAUAAAUUAAAAGAACAGAUUAAAAUCUCAGAGUUAAGUCACAAGGGCAAAAACUCUGCUAGUGAACUUCAAUUAGCUCUAGAAGAAAAAAUAAAAUUGUUAACCAUAAAAUAUCAAGCUUUAACAGAAAGGAAUAGGUUGUUACAAGAAAAUCUUGAUCAUACCAAACUGGAUCUGGAAAGAAAUCUUAGAUGGACCAGGUCCUCUGAAAUUUUAACUCAGAUUCAAGAAAAGCAAACCACUAGUCGAAGUGGGAUAGGUUUUAAAAAACAGAAUAAUCUUGUGUCACACACUAUUCACAUGUCUAAAAGUUUAUGCACUCAUUGUGGAAACUCAGGUCAUUUAAAGAAUCAAUGUAAAGCUUUAUUUGAGGCUUUUCAGAAAAAUGUUAAGUUCACCAAAAAGGAAAAGACUGAUACGGCUAAGAACCUGGUUCGAAAUAAAAAUGCUCCAAAUAAAAGGUUUUCUUAUUUGCCUUUAUGGGCUAGAAGAAAUCUUAUUCAUCCUUUUACUCACAUAAAGGGGCCCAAGCUAAUCUGGGUUCCCAAGACUAAUCUUUGACUAGUGUUUCAGGUGAAGGUGAG
Messenger RNA from Solanum pennellii, 1660 nucleotides. RefSeq lists its product as uncharacterized. The transcript has a single exon. The coding region runs from base 147 to 1637 and encodes 496 amino acids. Lineage: Eukaryota; Viridiplantae; Streptophyta; Magnoliopsida; Solanales; Solanaceae. The record is from RefSeq and is a predicted model, not a curated record. Gene Ontology annotation, molecular function: nucleic acid binding; zinc ion binding.